Dinoponera quadriceps is the source of this 1626-nucleotide messenger RNA. It is a transcript of the gene Eb1, whose product is annotated as microtubule-associated protein RP/EB family member 1. Lineage: Eukaryota; Metazoa; Arthropoda; Insecta; Hymenoptera; Formicidae. Gene Ontology annotation, molecular function: microtubule plus-end binding. The transcript has 7 exons. The coding region runs from base 188 to 1354 and encodes 388 amino acids. Gene Ontology annotation, cellular component: microtubule organizing center; microtubule plus-end; spindle midzone. The record is from RefSeq and is a predicted model, not a curated record. Gene Ontology annotation, biological process: spindle assembly; protein localization to microtubule plus-end; regulation of microtubule polymerization or depolymerization.
UCACCGGGGUGCGUGUAGAGCGGCGCGCGCGGCGUCGGCCAAUCGCACUCGGGCGAAACCGUUAGAAGUUUCUGUUGUGUGCGCGUUUGAACGAUCUAGUGCACAUUUGUCAUCUGGGUGCGCGAACCACUCCCGUUCGUCGUUACCGCGUUUUCGCGAACCUUGUUAGAACAAGGAGCGGAGCAACAUGGCUGUUAACGUGUACGCCACAAAUAUGACAUCCGACAACCUUAGUCGCCACGAUAUGUUGGCUUGGGUAAACGACUGUCUUCAGUCGUCAUUCACCAAGAUCGAGGAACUGUGUACGGGAGCGGUCUACUGCCAGUUCAUGGACAUGCUGUUCCCUGGCAGUGUACCUUUGAAAAGGGUCAAAUUCAAGACCAAUUUGGAACAUGAGUACAUACAGAAUUUCAAAAUUCUCCAAGGUGGCUUCAAAAAGAUGAAUGUGGACAAGGUAAUACCAGUGGACAAGCUGAUAAAAGGGCGCUUUCAAGACAACUUUGAGUUUCUGCAGUGGUUCAAAAAGUUUUUCGAUGCAAAUUACGACGGUCGUGAGUACGAGGCUUACGAAGCGCGUGGCUGCAUACCGCUGGGUUCCGGCGUCGAUGGAACGCAUAAUCUGUCGAAUCCCCAAUUGGUGCCGUUGCCACCGCAAUCGAAGCAGCCGCAAAUACAACAAAAACAUAUACAGCAACGUAACAGUGUCCCGCGACAGCAGCAGGGUAUAUCUGCUUGCAGUCUCGAUUUUACUUCUUGCAUGCUGUUACUCGCGUCGUACAAAUCCGCACCUUGGAAGGAAAAGAUUGUACCAAUUGAUAGGCUGGUGAAAGGCAGGUUCCAAGACAACUUUGAGUUUUUGCAAUGGUUCAAGAAGUUCUUUGACGCAAACUACUCGGGAGCAGAGCCGUACGAUGCGCUUGCAAUGCGAGGAGGGGAGCCUAUGGGUAGUGGUGGAAAUAAUGCACCCCGUGGUUCUAACGUGAAACGUACUUCUCCACGUGAAACGGUCACGACUAAAUCUGCUGCCCCUCGUACUGUAAAUAAAGCUCAACCAUACCGCGCGCCACCCAAGAACACAGCAGUCGGCAGCCGUGGUGAUACGGGUAAAAUCGAGGAACUUAGCGCACAGUUGGUUGAGUUGAAAAUGUCGGUCGAAGGUCUGGAGAAGGAGAGGGACUUCUAUUUUGGGAAAUUACGCGACAUAGAGGUGAUGUGCCAAGACUGCGACAACGGCGAUCCUCCACCUAUUGUACAGAAAAUUUUAGAAGUCCUUUACGCGACAGAGGACGGUUUUGCACCACCUGAGGAAUUGGAAGGCGACGGACUCGCACCCGACGACGAGGAGGAAUAUUAACCUUUUUUAUUUACGGAUGUAAUUGAAAAGAACAACAGUAAAUUAUCCAAGUGCGUUUCAGUUUACCGUGAGCCAGUAUCCCUUGCAUAAUUAUUAAGCUACUUUACAUAGCAAAUUCACCAGAUAGCAGACUGUGCGUUCGUUUUGUUGAUGAAAUUCACCGAAAUCAUUAAGAUUUGCACGGCAUUAGAAUAGAGAUAAGUCGUGUAGUGCACUUGAAUAACUUGUUCUUUACGGCCGUGACGAGAGAGAGAGAGGGAGGGGGGGGGGGG